ACGGAUAUUAAAACGCGUAGUGCCCGAGAAACGGAUUGUUUCGCCAAUACCAAUUUUUUACGCGCAUUGCACAUUGCAGCACAUAUACUAUAUGAUCGUCCACAUCGCGAUCGUGUUUUCCGCAUAUACAGCCUCGUUCGUUCAUCGAUUAUGUUUAUCCAUAUAAAAGUAACAAGUUUAAGGUCAGAAUAAAUCUGCCUAUCGGAAUGACCAAGCUUGUAGGCAGAAAGUCCGAGAAAUAGAUGUGUCAAGGGCUAUUCAAAACUAAAUGCAAGUUUAAUUUAAAGAAAGAUAAACGCAAGCCUAAAUUACUUGACAAUGGAAGAUAAGGGUCUAUAAUUCGUGACAGAGCAUAUGUGCUUAAUUGUACGGCGAACUCUGGGAUCUAGAGACAUGGCUCGUCUAAGUGUAGAAGAUAUGUUAUCCUCGUUCCAAACGGGACGGUUUUUUAUCACGGUGUUAUGGUACCUCAUCGUCCACCUACGCCCGGACAUCGUCGACGAGCAGAAUCGCGUACAAUCUGUGCCGGCGCAGGACUUGCUGUACGAAUACGAUUACGUGAUAAUCGGCGGAGGAUCGGCCGGAUCUGUGUUGGCUAAUCGGCUGUCGGAGAACAAGAGUCGUACCGUGCUCCUACUGGAAGCCGGCCCUGACGAAGUGGUUAUAUCCGACGUGCCCUUGACUUAUCCGCUCAUACAGCGUUCAUUCAUGAAUUGGGAGUACAAAACGGAACCGUCGUCCACUCACUGCUUGGCGAUGAAGAAUCACCAGUGUAGGAUACCACAAGGCAAGGUGUUAGGUGGUUCCAGCGUGCUGAACGCGAUGAUGUACGUCCGCGGUAAUAGAAGAGAUUACGAUUCCUGGGCGGCACUUGGUAAUACCGGAUGGGAUUACCAGAGCGUUCUACCGUACUUCAAAGUGUCCGAAGACAUUAGAAGCAAAGACCUCUUCGACUCGCCGUAUCACCAAAAGGGUGGAUACUUGACGGUGGAACAUUUCAAGUAUAUUCCACCGAUUAUCAAUCACCUCGUUAAUUCUAGCGAAGAGCUGGGGUACAAAAUACACGAUUCAAACGGAGAUAACCAGACCGGCUUCACGUAUACUUACGGCACCCUGAGGGACGGUUUGCGAUGCAGCACUGCCAAAGCUUUCCUCCGACCUGUCUCGAAGAGAAAGAAUCUACACGUCAGUUUGGACUCGUUGGUGGAGAAGAUCCUCGUGAAAAAGGACGGCGCAACAAAGGUGGCGCACGGAGUGCAGUUUCAGAGGGACGCUAAACGCUACGUGGUUCACGCGAAACGCGAAGUCAUCCUCUCCGCGGGUGCGAUACAAUCGCCGAAAUUAUUGAUGCUGUCGGGCAUUGGGCCGAGAGAUUAUCUCGAGGAAAUGAAGAUACCUGUCGUACAUCACGCACCCGGCGUGGGACAGAAUCUUCAAGAUCACGUGGGGACCGGAAUAACCUACACGAUCGAUCCUCCGCCUGACACACCGGAACCCAGCGAAUUCACCGUGCGACUAUUCGAAUCUGUCACGUUGGGCGCUCUUCAGGAAAUGAUAGUUAACAAUUCCGGUCUGCUCUAUACGACGAGCAUAAGCUCGGCGCAUGCGUUUAUUAACACCAAGUACGCGAACAAAACGUCAGACUAUCCGGACAUCCAGUUGGUCUUUUCGGGUUCCUCGCACGCGUACGAGUCUGGUAUCAUCUUGUCACGUUCCGAGGACAUUGAAUUAAACGUCACUACGGAGCUGUAUAAAAAUAUUCUGAAUCAUCACACCUUUGAGAUUUAUCCGAUUCUUCUUCGACCACGUAGCAGAGGCCAUAUCGAGCUCAAGACGACCGAUCCCGCUGAGAAUCCUAAAAUCUUUAUCAAUUACUUCAACGAUCCUUACGAUCUACAAGUUCUGGUGGAGGGUAUGAAAUUCGUGGAGAAGAUGAGUCGUACUCAUGCUUUAAGAAAGUUAAACGCGCAACCUAAUCCAAACCUAAUGCCAGGAUGUUCGCGGUACAACGGCUCAUCAGACGAGUACCGGGCUUGCUUCGCUCGUUACUUAUCAGCGACGUUUUAUCAUCCGACAGGCACUUGCAAAAUGGGCCCUAUUAGCGACAAUCAGGCCGUGGUCGAUGCUAGAUUAAGGGUGCACGGUAUUGCGAGAUUGCGAGUAGUCGACGCGUCGAUAAUGCCGCACAUUGUCUCUGGUAAUACUAACGCGCCGGUGAUUAUGAUCGCAGAGAAGGCUGCUGAUAUGAUAAAGGAAGACUCAGCGGCUUGAUGCCAGCGACAAUAUGAUAGAUAAAUGUACAUCUCAUUAUCUAAUCUUAAUUUACGAGUAGUGAGCGUGCAAACUAUACUUUCAAUUUUAUCAUUGCUAUAUAUUUCAAUUGGCGGGAAAAAAUUCACAGCUCGCUGCAAUAUCUUACGAAACACAGCCACGUGUAGAGUCAUAUAAAGUAAAAGUAUCAAUUCCCGUACCUAAUCAAGGACAUUCUUAUUAUUUUAAUAUUUAAAUACAAAUACUUAAACUUUUAACACAGAAUGUACGUAUAUAUUCAAUAAUUGUAUAUAUAUUUUAUAUGCG
Odontomachus brunneus is the source of this 2577-nucleotide messenger RNA. RefSeq names its product glucose dehydrogenase [FAD, quinone]-like. The coding region runs from base 355 to 2271 and encodes 638 amino acids. NCBI's taxonomy places the organism in Eukaryota, Metazoa, Arthropoda, Insecta, Hymenoptera, Formicidae. The transcript has 5 exons. Gene Ontology annotation, molecular function: flavin adenine dinucleotide binding; oxidoreductase activity, acting on CH-OH group of donors. The record is from RefSeq and is a predicted model, not a curated record.